Messenger RNA from Cloeon dipterum, 3218 nucleotides. It is a transcript of the gene Gnptab, whose product is annotated as N-acetylglucosamine-1-phosphate transferase subunits alpha and beta. Gene Ontology annotation, cellular component: Golgi apparatus. The transcript is spliced from 16 exons. The record is from RefSeq and is a predicted model, not a curated record. The coding region runs from base 156 to 3083 and encodes 975 amino acids. Gene Ontology annotation, molecular function: UDP-N-acetylglucosamine-lysosomal-enzyme N-acetylglucosaminephosphotransferase activity. Gene Ontology annotation, biological process: N-glycan processing to lysosome; carbohydrate phosphorylation. NCBI's taxonomy places the organism in Eukaryota, Metazoa, Arthropoda, Insecta, Ephemeroptera, Baetidae.
AUCGCGGUUGCGGGGGCGGGGAUCGAGGAUCGAGCAAAAUAAAGAAGCGACUUCACUGCCUGCUCCUCGCGGGCGGUUGGUUUCGACGCAUUAAAAUGAAUUACAGGCCGUGAAGGACGCAGCAAUUGAAGCGAAUUGGUCCAGGCGACGAAGUGAUGAGUCUGUGGAAGGUGAUCCAGAAGCAGGUCUACGAUUUAUUCUCGCACAAACAAGCACUCUUCUUCAUCCUCGUCCUCUUCACCUUUGUUAUUGUCACUGCUUUCCAGUUCGGAGAGACUUGGCUGCAGUGGAGCACGGUCCGCUACUCGUCCAUUUUCAACAGAUUCCACGACAACAUUGCCGGCAAAAAUCUUCAAGAAAAGCUUUGCCAGUCGGUGCCGAUCGACCUGGUGUACACGUGGGUCAACGGCAGCGACCCUGUCUUUCAGGAGGCGCUGCUUGCCGCCAAGAGCACCUUCAAGGUCGAGGAACCUGGCCACCAGCGCAGGGGGCCCUGCCCUUUCAGGUCAUGCGUUCCCUCGCACUUCAUAGCCACCAAGGGUGGUUUGCCGCUGACAAAAGAAUCGCGGGUCGAGGCCCUGGCGACGGCGUCCGAGUUUGGGCUCGUGCAGUUGAGCGGCCAGAGCUGGUCGCUGCUGCAACACGCAUCCGUCGAAGACGCCAAGGCCGCCGACGGCACCCUCAAACUGGCCGGCAGGAACUACACCCUCCACCACGCCUACUGGACUACAGACCCUGACGCGAAGAACUCGGUCUCGAUGCGUCAAUUUGCGAUUCUGCUCGGCGUUCCGGCCAGCACGAGUAAGGAGACGGUGAUCAAAUCGCUGCCGACGAAUUUACCGGUCAUCGGCGUCUGGGUUUAUCUGGACCAGGGACUGGCCGUACUCCAGCUGCCGCAUGCCGUCGGCCAGGACACAAUUCGAAAUUCGUAUCCAAACAUCACAGUUGGCAGCAAAGACGCCUACCUGUCGCCAGCACACCUAAUUCUAGAAAUGACCAGCGGCCAGGAAGCUGAGGACUUUUCAGACUCCAGGUUCCUCGAUAAAGAGGAGCUUCGGUACUCGCUGCGUUCCGUGGAAAAGUACGCGCCGUGGGUGCGGCACGUGUACGUCGUGACGAACGGCCAGAUUCCCUACUGGCUAAAUUUGGACCAUCCACGCCUCAGCGUCGUCACACACCAGCAGCUUUUCCUCAACCAGUCGCAUUUGCCCACCUUCAGCAGCCCCGCCAUCGAAAGCCACCUCCACAGAAUUCCAGGGCUGUCGAAGCGAUUUUUGUACCUGAAUGACGACGUCAUGCUCGGGAAAGAGGUUUGGCCUGAGGAUUUUUACACCAGCUCUGAAGGACAAAAAAUUUACUUGUCGUGGCCGGUGCCGGAGUGUCAGGAAGGGUGUCCGACCUCCUGGAUUUCGGACGGCUCGUGCGACAAGGCGUGCAACGUGUCCGAAUGCAUGUGGGACGGCGGCGACUGCCGCGACGGCGCCGAGCAGUUGGCCGAACUGCUGCGCGACGACCACGAGGAGCUGGACCACUGGGCCGCCCUGCUCGACGACCCGGACUCGUGCACGCCCAACUGCGUUGACGGCUGGCUGGCCGACAAAUUCUGUGAUCUUAAUUGCAACUACCUGGCAUGCGGUUUUGACGCUGGAGACUGCGGAACCGCUAAUUUUUAUAGACUGCACGAGUUCAAACUGAGCGAAUUCAACAACCACACGUACAAGAUGCACGGAAAUGCUCUGGCGUCGUUUUGGAAUCUGUCGAGCGUGUUGGACGGCGAUCGUCCGGUCGACGGCGAAUUCGAGGACCACUCGGCCGUGCGCGCCUGGUCGAUUAAUACAAAAUACUCUCUUGUGAUACUGGUUGUGCGGCCUAAAGUCGACACAACCGUAGUUGAGGGCUUCGUCAAGGGCACCAAGAACGGAGCCAGAGUUGAGAUCAAGUUAAAAGUGUCGGUGAACACUUUAUCAGCAGCCAACAAAAGCAGCUCAUCCCCCGUAGCUGCAAGCAUUCCCACCCCUCGUUUCGAACCAUUCACCGGGCUGCCGGAGGGCGUGCCGUUGGGUCCGCGCGACCUCUCAGGUGGCCCUCAGCGUCGCGUGCUCUCCGGACGGAAGCUGCUGGACACGUUUGCCGACUCGCUGCUGCACGUGAACCGGCUGUACAACCGCGAGUAUGGCUUCGAGUCGCGCAAGGUGCCGGCCCACUCGGCGCACCUGAUCGACCGCGACGCCAUGGCCGAGCUGCAGGGCCGCUUUCCGCUCGAGUGGGACCGCACCUCGUCGCACAAAUUUCGCAGCCCCAGCGACAUGCAGUUUGCUUUUUCGUACUAUUAUUUUCUCGUGCACGAAAAGGAGCCUGUUGAUGUCGGACAAAUCUUCGACCGCUUCGACACAGACCUCUCAGGGACGUGGUCUGACCGCGAAAUGAGGACGGUGUUGGCGCAGCUGCACGCGAUCCUCAAGUUUUCAUUCGUCACCAGAUUCGAGGAGGAACUGGCCAACUGCUCCAAAACCUUCUCCAGCGUGCUGGUCGACGUUCCGACACCGCCUUAUGAACACUACCUCGACUCAAAAGUGCCGACGGUGAGCAAGCAGUUAGUGUCGCUGUGCGAGGCGGUGCGGCGGCAGCUGGAGCGAAAGUUUGGCCAGCGCACCAAGUACAAGACCAAGAUCAUGGGCGAGGAGGAGGUCGCCUUCAAAAUGCUCACCUCCAACCUGAGCCAGGUGGUCGACAGCCUCGACAACCUGAGACGGAGACCACGGAAGUUUGUCUGCAUCAACGACAACCUGGACCCCAAUCGCGAGCGUGAGAACAGCUACGUGCGGGCCGUGCUGCAGGACUUUUACGAGUCGAUGCUGCCGGAGGCGUCGAGUUUCGAGCUGCCGCCCAUGUACCGCAACCGCUUCCUCACCGUCGACGAACUGCACGUGUGGGUGCAGUACCGACAUUUCGUCAUGUGUGCCAUUACAGUCUGCAUCAUCACGCUCGUUGUGCUCACCUGCGUCGCCCUCAACGCCGAAGUAGUCCACGCGGGCCGUGUGCUGCACCAGAAGAUCCGCAACGCGAGAAUCUGUCAAGUCUGAAGAGGCGCAGAGGACAAAAAAAAAUUAACAAAUACCAUUUAUAUCAUUGUUAAAAUAAGAAUUUUAAUUUGCUCAAAAAAUAAGCAGCGCAGCUUUUCUAACGACGCCAAAUAAUAAACACACAAGUCAUUUUUA